UACUGAGCACUUCCUGAUAGAGGGGUUGAGCCCGUGAUUGGGUCAUGUAAGUCGGUCGUCGGUGUUCGUGUAACAACUCAAACAAAAGGUCUCAGCAGUUGCUUUUUUACUGCUAGGCAGCAUCGACAUCUGUUUUCUGCUGGUGUGCACUUGACAAAGCGACAUGGACUACUGGAGUGCCUUGGAAGUGUAUAAGGAGAUGUUGCUGCUGCACUGUCAGGAGGCAAAGAAUUACGUCAACUCCCAGUGUGCGGAUCUGGAGCCAUGGCAGAUCAUUGCGGCCACACUGCUGCUCACCCUUGGGACAGUGUGGGCCAAGGGCUUCCUCUUUCAGCAGGAGAGUCUGACGUCUCGAAUCAAGAAGCAGUGCUUUCGACUCAUCAGAAAAAUUCCAUUUAUUGGCACGUCAAUCCAGAAACAGCUGAACAAAGCUCUGGAUGACAUGUCGAUGAGUCUGUGCACGCUGAAGGAGGGAAUGAGCUACACUAAGCUCCUGCCAGCACAUGGCCUCUCCCAGAAACAAGUCCUGGACAGCAUCAGGCAGUACCAGACACUGAAUGAAGUGCAGUGGACCAAAGGCAAAGUGUCAGGGGCAGUCUACUGGGGGGAUGAAAAGCUCACAGAACUCCUAGUGAAGGUGUAUGGUGACUUUGCCUGGAGCAAUCCCCUCCAUCCAGACAUUUUCCCUGGGGUGAGAAAGAUGGAAGCAGAGGUGGUGCGGAUGGCAUGUUCACUUUUCAAUGGCGGGCCAGACUCCUGUGGCACAGUCACCUCUGGUGGAACUGAAAGCAUUUUGAUGGCCUGUAAAGCAUACAGAGAUUUGGCUUACGAGCGAGGAAUCAAGCAUCCAGAGAUAAUUGCACCAGUGAGUGUCCAUGCUGCGUUUGACAAAGCAGCACAUUAUUUUGGAAUGAAACUCAUUCAUGUACCUUUGGAUAAGAAGACCAUGAAAGUUGAUGUGAAGGCAAUGAAGAGAGCCAUCUCUAAGAACACAGCCAUGCUGGUGUGUUCUGCUCCUCAGUUCCCUCAUGGAAUCAUAGAUCCCAUUGUAGAAGUGGGGAAGUUGGCAGAAAAAUACAACAUCCCUUUCCAUGUGGAUGCGUGCUUGGGUGGGUUCCUCAUAGUGUUUAUGGAAAAGGCUGGAUUCAAACUUGAGCCAUUUGACUUCCGGAUCAAGAGCGUGACCAGCAUUUCCGCAGACACGCACAAGUAUGGCUAUGCUCCAAAAGGCUCCUCAGUGGUGCUCUACAGGGAUAAGAAGUAUCGCCACUACCAGUACUUUGUGGCACCUGAUUGGCAGGGGGGGAUUUAUGCAUCUCCCUCGAUGGCUGGUUCUCGGCCCGGUGGCAUCAUCGCCGCUUGCUGGGCCACCAUGAUGCACAUGGGAGAGAAUGGCUAUGUUGAUGCCACCAGGAAGGUUGUUCAGACUGCUCGCACCAUUGCAGCAGGAGUCCGUAAAAUAGAAGGAGUGUUUGUGUUUGGUAACCCUGAGGUGUCAGUGGUGGCCAUAGGCUCCAAUGUCUUUGAUAUCUUCCGUUUAUCCAAUGCACUCACAUCAAAGGGCUGGAACCUCAACACUCUUCAGUUCCCCUCUAGCAUCCAUAUUUGUGUAACUAUGCUGCACACAAAGCCUGGUGUGGCUGAGCAUUUUAUCAAUGAUGUGAAAGAAGAAGUAGCCAUUAUCAUGAGGAAUCCACAGGAGAAGACCACUGGGAUGGGAGCAAUCUAUGGCAUGGCACAAUCCAUCCCUGACCGGUCAAUGGUGACGGAGAUAUCAUGCGGUUUCCUGGACUGCCUCUACAGCACUGAAGUCUCCAAGGUCCAGAACAACCACCACACCAGCAAGAAGAACCACAUGAAUGGGAGCUCCAAAACGCACUGAGUCUGGAUUGGCUGCUAGGGUAUCUGCCUGCAGCUUGCCAGUGGGUCCCUCAUCACAUUUGUCUCCAGUUAUUCACUAACUUUUCUGUCCCACAUUUCAGUCACCCAUUUACUCAUAUUUCAUCCGAGCACAAGCCAUAGUUCUCCAUGCAGUUUGGGCAUUUUGGCUGUCCUGGAGUUUGAUGAUUUACUGUAGGUACCAUGGUAUCAGCGUCAGUACAGAAGGUUCAGGGACAUCUUCCUCUGUUAGUUGGGUGAAGUGUGUUUAUGUCUUUUUAAUAUUUGUGGUAUCAGUUUACUAACGGUUCUCCUUUUGUAGUUCAUAUUACUCUUACCGUCCAGUUGGAAACAACAGCUCCAAACUAACUCUCAGGUUAUCAUUGAGGGAGCAUUUUAUUGAGAAUUAAACAUUUUACUCUUAAUUACAAACUAAUGUCCUGCUGGGCCUGAGUUCGGCAGACUCCCUCAAAACGUUUCACUUCUUUUUUCAAGGUACUGUCAUCACAGUGGCUUCAUGCAAAAAAAAGUCUUUUUAAAAAUCUUUUAAAGUGAGAACCCAGAGUCCAUUUUGGAACUGUGUUCUGAUACUGAUCAUAAUCAAAUAACUGUUUGUACAUUUUCAUUAAUGUUAAUUUAACAUUAUAAUGGACCAAGCAGCAUAGUAUAGCUUCUUUUACUAAAUAUUUCCAGCAUUAUACCAUUGUCUAAUGAAACUUGAAAAGCACAAAAAUUGCUAGUAUCAUAGCACUGCUCAGGUGAACCUGUAUUAAAAUAUAUAUUUUUUACCCACAGAGAUUGCAAUAGGCUAAAAAUAAUCCUCUCUGAAUAAAUAGAAGAGAAUGGCAUUCUUACAUAUACUAGAAAACUAACAAUCUUACAAGAUCUUACAACUUUUUUUUUUUUAAAUAGCCACCAGAUUCUUCAUCUAAAUUUGCCUGAACUGAAAUUACUGAGUUCUAAAUAGUUGACUGAAACAAUCACUGUUUCCUUCCUGUCUACCUCAGAUGUUGUUCCAACGAUUCUACAUUUUAAACUUUGAGGGCUUCUUCUUUUUUUCCCUCUUAGUUGUUGGACUGAGUGUCUUCCUCCCGUGGAUCAGUGAUUGGAUAUAAUGACCAGUUUCUCUCUUGGCCUUACACAAAAUAGUAAUACUUGGGAGUUCUUUGCAGAGGAGACAACAGAUUGUUCUACUAAAGUGUUUCAAAAAUGUUUGUUUAUUUUGCAAAUUCUUAGUCCAGGAAGAUGGUUAAGCAACAGGUAAAUGCCUUGCCUAAUGUUCCUGAAGAAGGGAAAGCAGUUCUUGGAUGAACAGGGAGAUGAUGAGAUAAUGACGUGAUGACACGGUACCAUUUAAUCAUGACUGCAAACCUCAUCGGCUGUUUAAUUUCUUAGGCAUUCAUAAUGUCUCUGACCACUGUGUGCGUUUUUACAUUACACAUCAUUAAUGUAGUGUCUCAUAUUUCAAUAAUGUAAUUAUAAUUUUUAACAUUCUUGUGUUUUUUAAAUGUUAUUACAGGGCUAUAACUGUGUGGGCAUGAAACUGUAUGUGUUGGACACUUGGGGACACCAUUCGUAGCACGAUACCACUAAAGUAGCAUCAUAAUAUUGAAUGUUUGCCUUAGGUUAAGCUAUUGA
Messenger RNA from Colossoma macropomum (tambaqui), 3516 nucleotides. RefSeq names its product sphingosine-1-phosphate lyase 1 (gene sgpl1). Gene Ontology annotation, cellular component: endoplasmic reticulum. Gene Ontology annotation, biological process: carboxylic acid metabolic process; sphingolipid catabolic process. Bases 164 to 1882 code for a protein of 572 amino acids. NCBI's taxonomy places the organism in Eukaryota, Metazoa, Chordata, Actinopteri, Characiformes, Serrasalmidae. The transcript is spliced from 14 exons. The record is from RefSeq and is a predicted model, not a curated record. Gene Ontology annotation, molecular function: sphinganine-1-phosphate aldolase activity; pyridoxal phosphate binding.